Molecule: messenger RNA, 399 nt
Organism: Microstroma glucosiphilum
Lineage: Eukaryota; Fungi; Basidiomycota; Exobasidiomycetes; Microstromatales; Microstromataceae
Product: putative pterin-4-alpha-carbinolamine dehydratase
Exons: 3
Coding region: 1-399 (132 amino acids)
Biological process (GO): tetrahydrobiopterin biosynthetic process
Molecular function (GO): 4-alpha-hydroxytetrahydrobiopterin dehydratase activity
Source: RefSeq, a predicted model, not a curated record
AUGAGCCCCUCUGCACUCGCAUCGGGCAAAUGCGAGCCAUGUAAGAAGGGCUCGCCGAAGCUAUCACAAGAGGCGAUUGAAGGCCACUACGAGGAAUUGGGAGGGACACAAUCUGCGGAUUUCUCGCAGCGACUGAUCCUCGAGUCCCCUAUCACUAUCCCUUAUGCGAACAGUCUCCUCAAAUCCUACCGCUUCAAGAACUUUCGAACCGCACUCGCCUUUACCAACUCUGUAGGCGUCCUGGCAGAGGAGCAGAAGCACCACCCCAGGCUCAUCACAGAGUGGGGAUCGGUAGAGGUGGGAUGGUGGACACAUGCCAUUGGUGGGCUUCACACAAAUGAUUUCGUCAUGGCGGCAAAGACGGAUGAAAUUGCACAAGAGGCAGAGGGGCGCAAAUAA